Messenger RNA from Haliotis rufescens (red abalone), 2575 nucleotides. RefSeq names its product alpha-(1,3)-fucosyltransferase fut-1-like. The transcript has 2 exons. The record is from RefSeq and is a predicted model, not a curated record. Gene Ontology annotation, cellular component: membrane. Bases 233 to 1513 code for a protein of 426 amino acids. Lineage: Eukaryota; Metazoa; Mollusca; Gastropoda; Lepetellida; Haliotidae. Gene Ontology annotation, molecular function: alpha-(1->3)-fucosyltransferase activity.
CGGGUGUGACGCCAUAGCAAAUAGCCUGUGGUUGUCCCCCUUCACGCCUACCACGAGGAAGGAAGCUUGUGGGCGGGGCUUAUCGAUCGGGACUGGAUCCGCGUAUGCGGGUGUACACACCGUAACAUGUCGGAGGGAACACAAUUUUGAACAAAGGAGCUCAAGCGGGAUGUUGUUCAAGGAGAGCAUUUUGUUUAUUGAACGAACUGUUUUAUAGGAUUCGGUUCAGACGAUGCAACGAUUACCGCGCAUAGUCGCUGUGAGUGGUAUAUUGUUGUGUGGAAUGGUUGUGCUGUACUGCAGCGUGGCAGGGCAGGAUCCAGUGUGGCUGAUGCCGCUUCAAGCUUCCCCUGUGAACUACACAAUCGACAGUCUGUCGGAUACAGACCUAGCAUCGCUCAGGGCAGACAAUGACAUCAAUGAUGGCCCAUACUACAAAUUGGUUGUCAAUGCUUCUACGAAAUUUCCAUAUUUCUACAAGCCAAUUUCAUUUCACUCCACCGAAAAGUACAGACAGAAGGUUUCCUUCAACGUGAAUUUCGAAAAUGCACACCAGACAGCACAUGAAAACCAAUCAAAGAUGAUACUGUUUUAUAACGCGCCGAAAUGGUUUAAUUUCAGGGAUUUUUGUCCACGAGGUUUACAAAAGUGUCCACAGAAAGGCUGCGAAUGUUCAUACGAUCCCGCGCAGAUUGCAAAAGCAGAUGCUGUGAUCAUCGAUGUCGUUGAACUAGACAACAUUCCACCUGCCAAACAAGCUAAGCAUGUGUGGAUCAUGUUUGGCCUAGAGUGUCCAAAAUAUUUUCAAAGUCAAUACUACGAAUCCAGUCGAUGGCGCCGCAUGUUCAACUGGACUAUGACUUAUCGGCUGGACUCGGAUAUUGCCUUGCCUUACAGUGUUCUUUUUCGCAAGGCACCACAAAAAUCAGCUAAUUUCACUAAAAUCGCUUUGAAAAAAACUAAGUCAAUUCUUUGGUUUGUAAGUAACUGCAAGACGCCCUCUAGGCGUGAAGACUACGUCACCGAAUUACGCAAGCAUAUACCAGUGGACAUAUAUGGGAAAUGUGGUCCCUCGCAGUGUACUCGUGACAGCGAUUGCCAGCAUUCAUCUUUCAAUGAAUAUAGAUUCUAUUUAGCGUUUGAAAAUUCUUUGUGCAUCGACUACAUCUCUGAAAAGUUGUAUAAAACCUAUUCUCACAACAUUGUUCCUGUCGUUCGUGGAGGAGCUGACUAUAAUUCCCUGAUACCAAAAGGAACGUACAUUAACGCAGCAGACUUUUCCAGUCCAAAAGAGCUGGGUAAAUAUCUUAAUUAUCUGGAAACAAAUGCUACAGCUUAUGGUGAGAUCCUGGAAGAGAAAUCCAGAUAUAGAAAUGACAACCACGAAGCAGAUGAAUCUGCAUUCUGUGAUAUUUGUGUGAAGCUUCAUAAUCUGGAUAAAUAUUACCAAUACUAUUAUGAUAAUGUCCGCUGGCUCAACGAAGGCACAUGUCACAAUCCCAACGACGUUUAAUUAGAUUUGUUUAGAGUUUAUCAUAUUUGAAAGAGGAGUUGAUAUUCCUGACAAUUGUACGCCUUCUCCAGGCAAGGGACUUCACUGACUAUAAAAGUCCAGUUUCCAGCCUUGUGGAACUGGGCUGGAAUUAAGGAGUUAUAUUUUGGCUGGACUAACGAGUUUGAUAAUAGUCCAAUAAAAAUUCGUAAACUGCUGUGCAGAUUUUGGUCGAUUGCAAGAUUUGCAUGCAUGUGUAACGCCAACGAAGUGUCAACAGAUAUUUUCAAAAUCCUUUCAUGUUUUUAAUCAAGAUACUCACAUGAUUUGCUGCGCUUCUCGAAGAAAGACCCAUCUUAUUACUAUGUAGAUUUUGAAUAUCAAUCAUAUCGUCUUGACUUGGCACCGCCAUUUGAUAUGAGAGGUGAAUGUGAUUGGUCAAUAGGAGGGACGAAGAGGGGACAUAACUCUGAUUGUUACUGGUGGCGCUACGAUCGAGCCCAGAAAUUCCAACCAAGGUUGGAAACUGGACUUUUACAUUCAGUUUACUCCAUUGCCUCGGGAAGAUGACAAUUGUAUUAAUAUAAAUGACAUGCAUUAUGCAUUCUGGUUUAUGCAUUAUGAUUUAUCCACUGCUGAUUUGUCCACUAUUGGCUGCCCAAACCCUGCCAUCUUCUACUUUAAACAGGCACUGCUCCUGUUUUGGCAUGCACAACUUCCGGCUUUCCUCCAACAAAAAUCUGACAAGCCGUGAUAUAACUGAAUUCAUUUACAGCAGCGUUAAACUCAACUACCUCACUCACUCUGACGUUUAUGUUUCUGAAACUUUAGUUACUUAUCCACAAUGACGGGCAAACGAAGGUUGUUUCAAGUGUAUCCUUCCUUUGCCCGGCAGUUAACAUAUGAACAAAUAAUACAUUUAAAUCUGUUCACAAUUUGGUAUAUUUGAUGUUUCUUUGUGUGAGGUUGAAUCGAGACUGUAUGUCAUUUAAUAUUAUAUUUAUCACGUGUGUAUGUUUCCUGUUGAAGUUAGAAUAUAAUAAAAUAUUGUCUACCUCUGUCUAACUGAGGUCACUAAACAAA